AUGGUUCCAGGGAUGAGGAACCUCAGUUACAUAGAUGGAUUGGAGGAGCUGGUGAAGGUUGAGGGCAGCUUUGACAAGGAUAGUAAGCAGCAGAAACAGGAUGUGCCUGUGGAAGCAGAAGAGACUAAAGCUUGCCUGGUCCGCAUUAACAGUCUGGAUAUUCCCAUCCAGUCAUUGGGGACUCCAGUCACAUUCAUCCCUCCAAAUUUAAACAGGGCAAGCUGGGAAAACACAAAUAAUGGUCACAGCAAGGAAGAGACACAGUGUAACUUCUCAGCCUGUGAAGGAACAGCUUUACCUAUAAACCAUAGGAAUGAGGGGAGAGGCUCAAGUGGACAAACUGACUCUGGACAACCAUUGGUUUUCAAUACAUUCUGCAAUAUGGCGCCUGGGUCGGAAAGUCUCCCAGUGUCUGAAGACAAACCAACAGCCAGUGUAGUGGCAGCCUAUCCUCUGGAGUUCAGCACCAUAGUUGGUCCUCCAUUGAGCAUGCCAAAGCGUGAACCCUCACCAACCCCAAGGGCCAUUGCCAGUCAGGCUGACUCUGGGAGCAAUAUCAGGGUCACUCUGGAGGACCAACAACUGUGGCAGAAGUUUCACCAGAUUGGCACCGAAAUGAUCAUCAGCAAAUCAGGCAGGGCUCUGAUACUUGAAUUUAAUCAAGCUGCUAAUCUUCAAGGGUUGGAUGUGAUGGCUUCCAGAGUGGAACAUCUCAGUAAUGAUUGUUCUGUAUGCUGUCACAUCUGGAAUGGACAAGCCACUGGGAGGAUGUUCCCUCAGUGUAAGAUCAGUGUGUCUGGGUUACUGCCGUUCUCCCGGUACAUGAUCAUGGUCGACCUGGUCCCAGCUGAUGGAAUGCGCUAUAAGUGGUACAAGGACCAAUGGGGGGUGUGUGGGAAGGCAGAACCACAGCCUCCGUGUGUGACCUACAUCCACCCGGAAUCGCCGGCUCUCGGCAGUCACUGGAUGAGACAGACCGUCGACUUCUGCAAGCUGAAACUCACCAACAACGUGCUUGACCAGUCUGGCCAUAUUAUUCUGCACUCGAUGCACCGUUACCAGCCUCGCUUUCACAUUGUACAGGAAGAGAACCCGUUCGGAGUUCGAUGGAGCAUUUUCCAGAGCUUCACCUUCCCUGAGACAGUCUUCAUGGCAGUCACUGCCUACCAGAAUGAGAAGAUUACAAAACUGAAGAUUGACCAUAAUCCAUUUGCCAAAGGAUUUAGGGAGGUUGGAUUGAACAAUAAAAGCAGCAUUGAUGCUCAGCUACAUCCAGGGAUUGAUUUUGGAGCCAGGCUCAGCUCCAGCACCCAGCCUUCUGUGGGAGACGUUUCCAGCAGACCCAGCCUCAACAUUAAGGCAGUGCCAAUGACCGAUCUCUCAAGUGACUCACUGCCCACCAAGGACUACCAGGGGGUCUUCAGUGUGGCGGUCAACAGUGCCAGGAAAGUUGGAAAUGUCGGUCGCAUCUACAACCAUUCUGCUGGACCUCUGAGCCCUUGGAACGUCACUGGACAGCAGCUCAAUGAGUUUAACCCCAACGGGCACCCCUCACACCUUAGCACUGGCUUUGGGAACCAUGGGGUGCCCAGCUACCCUGCUGGUCCUGGGAUAAUGGAAUGGAGCCCCUAUCCUCUCCUCCCAUAUCCAUGUUGGUGA
Messenger RNA from Carcharodon carcharias (great white shark), 1659 nucleotides. It is a transcript of the gene tbx16, whose product is annotated as T-box transcription factor 16. Gene Ontology annotation, molecular function: DNA-binding transcription factor activity, RNA polymerase II-specific; RNA polymerase II cis-regulatory region sequence-specific DNA binding. The record is from RefSeq and is a predicted model, not a curated record. Gene Ontology annotation, cellular component: nucleus. Gene Ontology annotation, biological process: cell fate specification; positive regulation of DNA-templated transcription; regulation of transcription by RNA polymerase II. Bases 1 to 1659 code for a protein of 552 amino acids. NCBI's taxonomy places the organism in Eukaryota, Metazoa, Chordata, Chondrichthyes, Lamniformes, Lamnidae. The transcript is spliced from 10 exons.